UUCCAGCUCUUUAGGACUACACGAGAAGAGUUGUAUAGAUUACUGUAGUUGUGUUGUCUGCAGGUGUGAUCAGAUAUAGUUUAUCCAGUUGUAAGGCGCCGCCUCUCCCGCCAGAACACGUGACUCAGACGAACGCGCCGUUGAACGUGACGAUGAAGCUGACGUUCAUCAUCCUCGCGCUUGUCGCCGUCGCAGUUUUUGCCGACGAAGAUGACAAAAAGGAAAAUGUCGGAACCGUAGUGGGAAUCGACCUGGGCACAACUUACUCCUGUGUUGGUGUCUUCAAGAAUGGCCGUGUGGAAAUCAUUGCCAAUGACCAGGGUAACCGUAUCACUCCAUCCUAUGUGGCUUUCACCAUUGAGGGUGAACGUCUCAUUGGGGAUGCUGCAAAGAAUCAGUUGACCUCCAACCCUGAGAACACUGUGUUUGAUGCCAAGAGGUUAAUUGGCCGUACGUGGAAUGACCCCUCUGUGCAGCAGGAUAUCAAGUAUCUGCCUUUCAAGGUAAUUGAAAAGAAGAGCAAGCCCCAUAUUCAGAUUGAUGUUGCUGCUGGCCAGACAAAGACCUUUGCUCCUGAGGAGAUCUCUGCUAUGGUCCUCACAAAGAUGAAGGAAACUGCUGAGGCCUAUCUUGGAAAGAAGGUUACCCAUGCGGUGGUUACUGUUCCUGCCUACUUCAAUGAUGCUCAGCGCCAGGCAACUAAGGAUGCUGGUACUAUUGCUGGACUGAAUGUGAUGAGGAUCAUCAAUGAGCCGACUGCUGCCGCUAUAGCUUAUGGCCUUGACAAAAAGGAUGGGGAGAAGAACAUCCUGGUCUUUGAUCUUGGUGGUGGCACCUUUGAUGUUUCCCUGCUAACAAUUGACAAUGGUGUCUUUGAGGUGGUCGCCACUAAUGGCGAUACCCAUUUGGGUGGUGAAGACUUUGACCAGCGUGUAAUGGAGCAUUUCAUUAAGCUUUACAAGAAGAAAACUGGCAAAGAUGUGCGCAAAGACAACCGUGCUGUGCAGAAGCUGCGUCGUGAGGUAGAGAAGGCCAAGCGUGCACUGUCAGCUCAGCAUCAGGCUCGCAUUGAGAUCGAGUCCUUCUUUGAAGGUGAAGACUUUUCUGAAACUCUCACCCGUGCAAAGUUUGAGGAGCUCAACAUGGAUCUUUUCCGUUCCACCAUGAAGCCUGUGCAGAAAGUCCUGGAAGAUGCUGAUCUGAAGAAGUCUAAUAUUGAUGAGAUAGUUUUGGUGGGUGGCUCCACCCGUAUACCAAAGAUUCAGCAACUGGUGAAGGAGUUUUUCAAUGGCAAGGAGCCAUCCCGAGGCAUCAACCCUGAUGAGGCUGUGGCUUACGGAGCAGCUGUGCAGGCUGGAGUGCUGUCUGGAGAGGAAGAUACAGGUGACCUGGUUCUGUUGGAUGUGUGUCCUUUGACUCUUGGAAUUGAAACUGUGGGAGGGGUUAUGACCAAACUCAUCCCUAGAAACACUGUUGUGCCCACCAAGAAGUCUCAGAUCUUUUCUACAGCCUCUGACAAUCAGCCCACUGUUACAAUUAAGGUGUAUGAAGGUGAGCGUCCCCUGACCAAAGACAAUCAUCUCCUUGGUACCUUUGAUCUGACAGGCAUCCCACCUGCACCCCGUGGUGUCCCUCAGAUCGAGGUCACCUUUGAGAUUGAUGUAAAUGGCAUCUUGCGUGUAACUGCAGAGGACAAGGGUACAGGCAACAAGAACAAGAUUACAAUUACUAAUGAUCAGAACCGGCUUACACCUGAGGACAUUGAGCGCAUGGUGAAUGAUGCGGAACGGUUUGCUGAUGAGGACCGGAAGCUGAAGGAACGCAUUGAUGCACGUAAUGAGUUGGAGAGCUAUGCCUACUCGCUGAAGAACCAAGUGGGUGACAAAGAGAAGCUCGGUGGCAAACUGUCUGCAGAGGACAAGGAAGCAAUUGAGAAAGCUGUGGAGGAGAAGAUUGAGUGGCUGGAGUCUCACCAAGAUUCUGAUACUGAAGAGUUCCAGGCCAAGAAGAAAGAGCUGGAGGAAGUGGUCCAACCAAUUGUUAGUAAGCUAUAUGGCAGUGCAGGUGGUCCACCUCCUGAGGAGGGGGAAUAUGAUGGUCAGGCAGAAAAGGAGGAGUUGUAAUCGCACAACUAUUCAUCUUCCAAUUUUCUUAAAGCCCUCGUUGCUUUGGAUGGAUUGCUGGUGUAACUACACAGGGGUGAAUGAACUAAGAUGGAGGGGAAGAGUGACAGCUCCAUAUCUUCUGGAAAGACAGAGGGAAAGGAAAUUUGAAUGUUGUGUUUCUUCACUGGGAAGUGGAGAUUUAAAAGUUGGCCUAGAUUAAGGCUCACUUCUGCUGUUCUGGCAGUUUAAUGGGGUUUACUUUGGGGGUUGGGUGGUGAGGUAAGAUGGGCGUGGUGUUCACAAUUGUCUUGUUUUAUUUAUUUGAUCAGAUCCUCCUUGGACAAUUGUAGAAAACAUUUCUACUGGAAACACCUUGAAAUAAAUGUUUGAUAUGAAUGUGUAUGCUUGUAUUUCUUAAGUUGCAUAGUAAAUUGUACUCAACAUAUGAUCAGCACUAUACUAUCAACUUCCAAAAGACAUUUACUUAUGUGCCAUUGGGUAAGCUCUAGUGGUUACUUGAAGCAUGGCCAUUUGAAUGACUUUAGUAAAUUGUUCUGUAAGUAACCAACCAAAAAAAAAAAAUCAGAAGUGUAACUACUCCUACCAGGUUAAGCUUUACCUCUGUGCAUUUGUAUAAUGUGUGCAUUUAGCCUGCAGGGAUCACUUAUUGGGCCCAAAACAAGAUGUCUUGCUACAGUAGUUAUUCAUGUAACAUGUUAAACUUGGCUGCUGAAAUUCCUUUUGUGUGAAUUGGUGUGAGGAGAUUGAAUGCCUCUAAGGGGGGGAAAAAUAAAGAUUAGUUUUUGGACCAACACA
Molecule: messenger RNA, 2921 nt
Organism: Scleropages formosus (Asian bonytongue)
Lineage: Eukaryota; Metazoa; Chordata; Actinopteri; Osteoglossiformes; Osteoglossidae
Product: endoplasmic reticulum chaperone BiP
Exons: 9
Coding region: 153-2123 (656 amino acids)
Molecular function (GO): ATP-dependent protein folding chaperone; ATP binding
Source: RefSeq, a predicted model, not a curated record